Messenger RNA from Pterocles gutturalis (yellow-throated sandgrouse), 822 nucleotides. It is a transcript of the gene POLR3C, whose product is annotated as polymerase (RNA) III (DNA directed) polypeptide C (62kD). The annotation marks the transcript as partial. Gene Ontology annotation, biological process: DNA-templated transcription. Gene Ontology annotation, cellular component: RNA polymerase III complex. NCBI's taxonomy places the organism in Eukaryota, Metazoa, Chordata, Aves, Pterocliformes, Pteroclidae. Gene Ontology annotation, molecular function: single-stranded DNA binding. The record is from RefSeq and is a predicted model, not a curated record. The transcript has 9 exons.
CUAGACGGGAAGACGAUGGAUUACGCCGACGUCUCCAACACCUUUGUGCGCCUGGCGGACACGCACUUCGUGCAGAGGUGCCCGCUGGUCCCCGAAACCUCCCAGAGCCCUGACGCGCCACCUCCCCCGGCGCCCACCCUGGUGAUCAGCGAGAAGGACAUGUACGUCGUGCCCCGGCUGAACCUCGUAGGGAAAGGGAAGCGGAGGCGGUCGUGCGAUGAGGAAGAGAGCGGCGAACACAAGGCAAAAAAGCUGAAGCAAGAAGCAGAAAGCUCAGAGCCUCCCUCCGACGACGGCAUUUACUGGCAAGUCAACAUCGACCGCUUCCACCAGCACUUUCGCGACCAGGCGAUCAUCAGUGCCGUGGCCAACCGCAUGGAUCAGACCAGCAGCGAAAUCGUGCGGACGAUGCUGCGGAUGAGCGAGGUCACCACGUCCUCCAGCGCACCGUACACCCAGCCGCUCUCCUCCAACGAGAUAUUCCGGUCUCUUCCAGCCGGAUACAACAUCGCGAAGCAAGUUCUGGACCAGUACCUCACCCUCUUGGCAGAUGACCCGCUCGAGUUUGUGGGGAAAUCCGGGGACAUGGCGACAGCGACGCUGGAGUCCAUCGUGGAGGAGAGGUUUGGUUCCCGCUGCGCCAGGAUAUUCCGCUUGCUCCUGCGGAAGAAGCAUUUGGAGCAGAAGCAGGUGGAGGAUUUUGCCAUGAUCCCGGCCAAGGAAGCCAAGGACAUGCUCUACAAAAUGCUGUCAGAGAAUUUCGUGGCCCUGCAGGAGAUCCCCAAGACGCCUGACCACGCGCCGUCCCGCACCUUCUACCUC